AUGUUGAAGAAGCUUUACAUCAUUGUUCUGUUGAUAGAAGCUUUAGAGCAAAUGCCCGGGUAUGCUAAGUUUUUGAAAGAUUUGGUGACUAAGAAGUGGGCCGUGAGUUUUGAAGAUAAUGACAAGUUACAACAUUGUAGUGUUAUUGCUACAAGGUCCCUUAUGCGGAAGAAGGAGGAUCCUGGUGCCUUCAUUAUUCCGUGUACCAUAGGCUUGCUACAUUUUGUGAAGGCGUUGUGUGAUUUGGGUGCAAGUACUAAUCUGAUGCUAUUGUCUACUUACAAGAAGUUGGGUUUAGGGGAUCCAAAACCGACUGUGAUACGAGUGCUCAUGGCCGAUAGAACUGUGUCUAUGAAGCAGGGUAGUGAGCUCCAGUCUGUAUCAGUGGUGAAUCAUAUUGUAGAGGGUGGUUCUGAGGUGCCUAUUGAAGAGAGGUUGGGUGUUGAUGCACUAGCAGUGGUGAUGAUGAAUUUUGAGAGUGAUGGUAUUGAAGACUAUGAUGAAUUGGUCAUCGUACUUGAUAGGUUCGAAUUUUGUUCAAAACCUAAGAGAUUGGAAUUAGACUUGAAGAAUCAUACUUCUCCACCCGCAAGACCAUCUGUUGAAGAGGCUCCAAAUUUGGAGCUUAAGGCUCUACCAUCACAUUUGAGAUAUAUAUUAUUGCAGAUAUAUGGUACUUUAUCGGUCAUCAUUGUGGCAGAUUUGAAUGUGACACAAGUUUAG
Molecule: messenger RNA, 723 nt
Organism: Solanum stenotomum
Lineage: Eukaryota; Viridiplantae; Streptophyta; Magnoliopsida; Solanales; Solanaceae
Exons: 2
Coding region: 1-723 (240 amino acids)
Source: RefSeq, a predicted model, not a curated record